Messenger RNA from Xenopus tropicalis (tropical clawed frog), 1775 nucleotides. Its product is annotated as pancreatic triacylglycerol lipase. The coding region runs from base 310 to 1713 and encodes 467 amino acids. The transcript is spliced from 13 exons. Gene Ontology annotation, molecular function: galactolipase activity; triacylglycerol lipase activity; lipase activity. The record is from RefSeq and is a predicted model, not a curated record. Lineage: Eukaryota; Metazoa; Chordata; Amphibia; Anura; Pipidae. Gene Ontology annotation, biological process: lipid metabolic process. Gene Ontology annotation, cellular component: neuron projection; zymogen granule membrane; extracellular region.
UAAACGUGGAGCCAAUCAGAGCCCUAGAACAUUCUCAGGGUUACACGGGUGUGUAAUGUAUCAUAUAAUACCCCUAAUUACUAAACAGCCCCCUUCCUACAGGUUUGGGUCACUCACUGCCCGAGACAAUAGUGUCAGAACCAUUCCUGCGGGAAUUCCACCAUCCUUUCCGAUUUCCCAAGGCAAAGGUACCGCUAAUAAACCUGAUCAGCUGAUACCACUAGGCCCCGCCCACUCACCUGUGUAUUUCAGAGCAGGUACCCACACGCCAGCAGUGCACUCCAGAACUGCCCCGGGAUCCACAGCAAGAUGAUCGGGGGGCUGUGGUUGGUCACCCUCCUAGUGGGGGCUGUAAAAGGCGGGGAGGUUUGUUAUAACCGGAUCGGCUGCUUCCCAGACAGUGUUCCCUGGGCAGGAACUGUGGAGAGACCCAUAAACCAUUUACCCCAAUCUCCCGAGAAGAUCAACACUCGCUUCCUCCUAUUCACUCAGCAGAAUCCCAAUAGCUACCAGGAAAUUUCCGCUAUAAACCCCUCCACAAUCUCUGCAUCAAACUUCAGAAGCACCCGUAAAACUCGCUUUAUUAUUCACGGCUUCAUUGACAAAGGGGAGGAGAGUUGGCUGACGGACAUGUGCAAGACAAUGUUGCAAGUGGAAGACGUGAACUGUUUGUGUGUGGAUUGGAUGGGGGGAUCCCGAACUCUCUAUACCCAGGCGGCCAACAAUAUCCGCGUUGUGGGCGCAGAAGUGGCUUAUUUCAUUGACACCCUAACGAGCAUGUACGGACACUCUCCAGCUAUGGUGCAUGUCAUUGGCCACAGCCUUGGAGCCCAAGCUGCCGGAGAGGCUGGAAAGAGGAGGAAAGGGAUUGGCAGGAUCACAGGUCUUGAUCCGGCUGAGCCCUACUUCCAGGGGACCCCAAUUGAAGUGAGACUGGAUCCGUCCGACGCUAAGUUUGUAGAUGUUAUACAUACAGAUGCAGCCCCAAUGCUCCCAAACCUAGGACUGGGAAUGAGCCAAUUAGUUGGCCAUCUUGACUUCUUCCCCAAUGGAGGAGAAGAGAUGCCGGGAUGUAAGAAGAACGCCCUCUCUCAGAUUAUAGAUAUCGACGGGAUAUGGCAAGGAACUCGCGACUUUGUGGCCUGCAACCAUCUCCGGAGCUACAAGUACUACACCAACAGCAUUCUCAAGCGCGACGGCUUCGUCGGAUUCCCCACCGCCACCUACGACACCUUUAAAUCGGGGGCGGUGUUCCCAUGCCCCAGCGGGGGGUGCCCAUUGAUGGGUCACUAUGCCGAUACCUACACUGGACAAAUAAUCAACAGCCAAAAGUAUUUCUUGAACACUGGGGAUGAAAAGGAAUUUGCACGUUGGAGGUACAAGGUGACAGUUCAGAUCACCAGCUCCAGGGACGUACAGGGAUAUUUCAAUGUGGCUCUGUAUGGGGGAAAUGGGAACACCCGCCAGUAUGAGGUAUACAAGGGGACCCUAAAGUCCGGCAGCUCCCACUCAGCGUUCAUUGAUGUGGAGUCGGAUGUGGGAACCUUGGAUAAGGUGAAGUUUGUCUGGAACAAUAACCUGAUCAACCCCCUCCUGCCAACAGUGGGAGCUCAGUCUGUAACUGUGCAAUAUGGGAAAGAUGGCAGAACGUACAGAUUCUGCGGCAGCGGCUCAGUGAGGGAAGAAGUCCUUCAGACCCUGAAUGCUUGUUAAAGGGGCGGUACAAUCCUCUUUCUGAUGCUUUUAAAACGAUCAAAUAAAAAUAUAAAAUAUUU